This is a messenger RNA of Chironomus riparius, 3357 nucleotides long. NCBI's taxonomy places the organism in Eukaryota, Metazoa, Arthropoda, Insecta, Diptera, Chironomidae. The record is from the annotation of a GenBank genome assembly.
GAAAAAUAAAAUGAAAUUUAUGAGACACAAAAAAGUUAAUUUAAUUCAAAUUUGAGGUUUUUUUGAGCCAAAUAAGAUGAAAUUUCAUUUCAUAUUACUAAGUAUAGUAUCAUUAAGUUUCGGAUUAGUGCAAGAACAGGAUAAACAGGAUUGUACAGAUGUAACUAGGACAGAACAGGAACCUAUAUUAGUGCUAUCUACAUUAAAUGGAGACUUGUUGGCAAUAGAUCCCAACAACGGCGACUUAAAAUGGAAGUUAAACGAGGAGCCGUCAGUUAAGACAGAGAACAACAAUGAGUAUUUCUCAUCUAAUUCUGUAUACUUUCCCGAUCCAAUAAGUGGAAAUCUUUAUAAGCUACGCAUGCAAGAAAAUGGAAAAAAUAAUGAGCUAAGGAAGUUGCCAUUCACGAUUCCAGAACUUGUCACUCGCUCGCCUUGUAAAUCGAGUGACGGAAUUUUAUAUUCAGGCAAAAAGUCUGAUAAUUGGUUCAUGAUAGAUCCAAAGACAGGGAAGCGUGAAUGGGUAAUGGGAUUUGGUGCAAAGGAUGCAAAUGAUUUGUUGGGAUAUGCCACAUCGCGAGCCGUAUACCUUGGACGAACACAGUACACGGUGUUAAUGUAUGAUACGACGGAAACAAACAGCAAGCCAUGGAAUAUCACGUUUUAUGAUUACAAUUCACAUACGAUGGCACCAGAAAUUCUCGACAAAUAUGAAUUCAUUCAUGUAACGUCAAGCACGACUGGUAAAAUUAUCACAAUGAACAAGAAAAGUGGUAAUUUUUUGUGGCAAUUAAGUGAUGAUAUCUACGAAUCGCCUAUUGUUGCCAUUUUCAUAUUGACAAGUGAGGGAUUUCUCAGCGUACCGUUCACAACAGUUAGUGAAAAUGUCAUCGAAAAAGUUAUUGAUUAUAGUUUGAGUGAAACGAAAAGUGAUUUUCAGCUAUAUGAGACAGUUUAUGUGGGCGAAAGUAAAGACAAAAAGUUUGAUACUUUGUAUGCUAUACCAUCAUACAUAGAUGAUUUUACGCCAACGAUAAAGAAGAAUCGAAUAAAUUUGUUAGAGGGGCCGAAAGGCAAGAAUUCGAGAUAUGAUGACGAUGAAACCGUACCAGCAAGUGAUAAGCAAACAAAAGAUAAAAAGGACAAAAAUAUAAUAUUUUUUGGACAUUAUGAAGUACCGACAACCGAAACAUUCUUUGAGACUAUAUCGACGAAAUCGAAAGAUGGCAAUAAUCAGCUCUCAGUUAUUAAGCACCAACCGUUUGCGAAUUUAUAUACAAAAAGUAAGAAUGAUGAGGAUAGUACGAUAAUUAUAAAUGAAUCUGGAUCUGCAAUAAUCAAUGAAACGGAUAAUGAUAAUGAUGAUAAGGCAAGCAUUGUAGAGACACCAGACGUGAAAAAAAUUGGAUUCUUAAAGCACAUCAAAAACAGUUUAAAAUCAUGGAUGGAUCAAGAAGAAAACAAAGUUUUAAAGCUUUUAAUGGUCAUUUUAAUUGGAAUUGUGAUUACAAUGUUCUGGUACUUUCACACGACAGUCAAAGAGCUGCGACAACAAUCUCAAAAUGGUUCAAAUACUGUGCUACGCGUCUCUGGCAAUUCCAACAAUAGCGAUUACAGCGAGCCAUUUUACAGCACCGAUGAGCACAUCAAGAUAGGCAAAAUCUCUUUCAAUCCGCGUCUCAUUUUGGGUAAAGGAUGUGAAGGAACCUUUGUUUUUCGUGGCACAUUUGAGAAUCGCGAUGUUGCAGUAAAAAGAUUGUUGCCAGAUUGUUUUACUCUCGCUGAUCGUGAGGUUGCGUUGCUGAGAGAAUCAGAUACACAUGAGAAUGUCGUGAGAUAUUUUUGUACAGAAAGUGAUCGACAAUUUAGGUAUAUUGCGGUAGAGUUGUGUUCUGCAACAUUGCAGGAUUAUAUUGAGGGGAAAAAUGCUGAUGGACUUCAGCAGUUGAUUGAUAUGAAGGAAGUUUUAUAUCAAGCGACUAGUGGACUUAAUCAUUUGCAUCACUUAAACAUUGUUCAUCGUGAUAUAAAGCCACAAAAUGUACUAAUCUCUUUACCAGAUAAUAAGAAUCGUGUGAGAGCGCUCAUAUCCGAUUUUGGGCUGUGUAAAAAGGUUAACGUAGGAAAAGCCUCUUUUUCAAAGAAGUCAGGCAUCACUGGAACUGAUGGAUGGAUAGCUGCUGAGAUGAUAAGAGGAAAUAGAGUUUCAAUAUCCGUAGAUAUAUUUUCAAUGGGUUGUGUCUACUAUUUUGUCUUAUCAAAUGGACAGCAUCCCUAUGGUGAUACACUGAAACGUCAAGCAAACAUUCUUUCAAAUGAAUAUGAUAUAAGUAAUUUAGCGACUAUUAGAACGAAGCAGUAUGAAAAUAUAUUAGCGAUGGAACUAAUUGGUGAUAUGAUAAACAAAGACGCGUCUAAAAGACCUAGUACGGAGGCAAUUUUAAAGCAUCCACUUUUUUGGAGAGAGGAGAAAAUUUUGAGUUUUUUUCAGGAUGUUUCAGAUAGGAUAGAAAAAUUAGAUUUAAAUAAUGAGCCGCUAAGGACUCUCGAAAGGAAUGCAGGGCUGGUUGUGCGAGACGAUUGGAGUGUGCAUCUACAUGAGGAAAUCACAGCAGAUUUGAGAAAGUAUCGUGGCUAUUAUGGAAUUAGUGUGAGGUGUCUGUUAAGAGCACUUAGAAAUAAGAAGCAUCACUAUCAUGAACUUUCGUCGGAUAUGCAAAAGAUUUUAGGCUCAAUACCAAAUGAUUUUGUAAGAUAUUGGAUAACUAGAUUUCCACAUUUAUUGUCACACACUUAUCAUGCAAUGGAAACUUGUGCAAAAGAGAAUAUUUUUAAGCGUUAUUACAGUACACAAUAUCAAUUUACAAAGCCAGACUAUUUGUUUGAUGAGGAUCUGGAUAACUAUGCACUAUCAAGUCAAGAGUGUUCAAAGCCAAUCACAAAGGAGAAGAAUUACAAUAAAAAGGAGAAUAAGCAGCCUAGCAAUAGUAGUAAUAAUUUUAAUAACAAAACUAAACGUGGUGCGUACAAUUUCCUUAAGGUUCAAGGUAAAGCUAAUGAUGCUGGAUUUAUUACGCGUGGUGAAAUGAUGAUGCCAAAAUGUGAUAGCGAGGAAAAGUUCACAUGGAAGCUGACUAAUUAAUAAAUUAAUAUUUGUAUUAAGUGCCCAAUGAAAUGUUUAUUUUUUAUACUGUAUAUUACAUUAAGUCACUAAAUGUAGAUGAAAUUUUCUAUGAAAAUAAAAUGUUUAAGAGACUGUCAAAUUUGAGAUAUUCACCACUAAACUACCGAGGAUAAAAUAUUAUUAACAUGAUUUUUGUGCAAAAAUCCGCUGAUAAUAAAUUCAAAUCUGUAACA